Molecule: messenger RNA, 860 nt
Organism: Heteronotia binoei (common prickly gecko)
Lineage: Eukaryota; Metazoa; Chordata; Lepidosauria; Squamata; Gekkonidae
Product: glutamine amidotransferase-like class 1 domain-containing protein 3, mitochondrial
Exons: 4
Coding region: 78-755 (225 amino acids)
Source: RefSeq, a predicted model, not a curated record
GGGGUUGGAGCGUGUCAGUAAUUUUUUCUUAAGCACUGCAGCUGCGCAGUUAGGGACGCAAGGAGGCGGCGGCGACCAUGGGGAAGCGAGUGGCCCUGAUCUUGGCCGGCUGCGGCGUCUUCGAUGGCAGCGAAGUGCACGAGGCCUCGGCCGUCCUGGUGCAUCUCAGCAGGGCUGGGGCGGAGGUGAAGAUCUUUGCACCCAAUAUCGAGCAAAGGGACGUUGUAAACCAUUUAAAAGGCAGCCCGAGCAAUGAAAAGAGAAACGUGCUUGUGGAAAGUGGCCGACUUGCGAGAGGGAACAUCCAGGAUUUGGCAGAAUUGAAAGUGGACGAAUUUGAUGCAGUCAUUUUCCCGGGGGGCUUUGGUGUCGCGAAGAACCUGUGUUCGUGGGCUGCGGAAGGAAAGGCCUGCACCGUCAACGAACUUGUGAAGUCCACCCUUGAGGCCUUCCACGGUGCAAAGAAACCCAUUGGCCUGUGCUGUAUCGCCCCCGUGUUGGUGGCUAAAGUCUUUCCGGGAUGCGAAGUCACAGUUGGGCAGAAUAAAAACAUAAAUGGAAGAUUUCCCGACGCUGAGACAGCCUCUGCCAUAGAGGAACUUGGGUGCAAGCAUGUUUGCAAAAAUGUGAACGAAGCCCAUGUCGAUUCUGCCAACAAAAUAGUCACCACCUGUGCUUUCAUGUGCAAGGCCCCUUUGCAUGAAAUCUUUGAUGGGAUUGGAGUGAUGGUUGGGGAAGUUGUGAAACUUGCCUGAGGCGGGAAACUGCUCGCCUGCCCUUUCAGUGUCUGCCGGAAAAUAUGCAAUAAGUGUAGCUAAGCAGCUGGUGAAGUUAAUAAAAGUAUAUACCUGUGCUGAAAA